AAAACCCCAGGAGCAGGAUGAAAGCAACUCGCGGAGACACGGGAAGUGCUUCCUCCGACAAGGCGGCGCUGUCUCCACCAGCCUCUCGACCCUCCUCCUCCUCCAUCCCUGACUCCAGUACUCUAUCUCAACACCUUCUCUCCCACUUUUCGGACUCUCCGCUUGGGAGCAACGAAGGGAACACGACGAAUUCGACACAUGCUGGCCUGGCGUCGUCAAUCUGGCCACUUCUCCUUCCAAGUACCUUUUUUUUCAUAACCCUCUUUGGUAUCCAACCCAUCCUAUCCCAGUUUCUCAUUCAGCUAGAAUGUGACAGAUUAGGCGCUUCUGAUUGCGACAGUGCUAACAUUAGCGGGACGGCAGCAUUGACGAUGAAAUACCUGUACGCACUUGAAUUCGCCAGCGCCACCCUGACGAUCGGAACGCUGGGUGCCUUCUCCGACUAUAUGGGCCGCAGGAAAGUCCUCCUCAUCAGCUCCUGCGGACAGUUCCUUUACCUCUUGCUCUUCCUCCUUGCCCUCACACACUCCUCCUCCUCAUCCUCCACCCCGUCCGCCGCGCCCUCAUCCCCCUCCUCUUCCUCGUCCUACCGGGCUGCCCGCAUUUGCCUCUUCGUGGCCACUUUCGUGAAUGGACUGACGGGCUCAUACGGCACUUAUUUGUCGGGCGUGUAUGCCUAUGCAGCAGAUCUGACCAAGCGAAAACCGACGGAUCGGGGCGUCAUUUUUGCGAAAAUCGUGGGCUGCCUUGCCCUUGGCAACACGGCGGGACCUUUCUUGUCCGGGCUCUUACUGAACGGAGCGGGCUUCUUUCUGCCUCUGGUGGUUCAUGCGAUCAUGGCUGGAUUGACGCUGGUGUUGAUAGGAUGCUGGGUGAAGGAAUCGCUGGACCCCGGGGACAAGCCCUCCGAGCCCUUUCGCAUCUGCCGGCAGCACAACACCUUCGUGGUCCUCUAUCAGUUCCUCUGGACACGGCAGCACCAGGCCGUGGAAGGGGGAGGGCGGGACGGAGGGCGGGACGGAGGGCGGGACGGAGGGCGGGACGGAGGGCGGGACGGAGGGCGCGGGGGAGGGCCGGCGCCGUCCCUCUUGGCGUUGUCCGGGUGCUUCUGCCUGGCCUUCCUGGGCCUGGUGGGGCAGGGGACGAUAUUUGUGUACUACGCCAAGAGGAUGUUCGGAUGGAAAGCCGACGUGCUCGGCUACUACGAAGCUUUGACCGGGGGCUGCAAAGGCCUGGUCAUGCUCGUCCUUCUCCCCUUCCUCUAUCGGCUCCUCCACCGCCCCUUCAACGACUUCGCCUUCGUGGCCGUCGGCCUGGCGCUCAGCUGCCUCUACUUCGCCCUCCUCGUCUUCCUGCCCACCCCCGUUGCGGCCUUUUCCAUCAUCCCCCUCAACGCCCUGAGCCAGGCGGCCUACCCCCACCUGCGCUCCCUCUUCUCCCGCGCCAUUGCUCAAGACUCCCAGGGACAGCUCUUCGCGGCCCUCUCGGCGCUCGAGACCCUGACGACGGCGGUGUCACCACUGGUGUUGAACAGUGUCUACAACGCCUCCGCCCGCGCAUUCCCCGAGUGUGUGUGGCUCGUGCUGGUAUUCGCCUUGGUGGGCGCCGAGGCUUCCCUCUACCUGGCAUUUCGCGCCUUAAGGAGGAACGAGGGCCGGAAGAAGGGAGAAAAGGACGGAGGGAAGGCUCUGUUGGCGUCGAUUGGCGAAGACGGGGACGAGGAAAGGCAAAUGGAUGUAUAACACCUGACGGUGGGACGCCGUGUGCCAUGCCAUCGCUCACAGAUGGCAGGUUCGAAGGGCGUCUGGAAUGCAGGUACAAAUUGAUUUCAAGCGAUUUGAUAUAAUUUUAGAAAUGUUAUGAACGCAUACAUUCUAUCUGUGCUGGUUGGGAAUGAAAUAUGUAAUAUGUAAAUGCAAGGAUGUUGGCUACAGUAUAGAGCCUGUCCAGUUUUGCAAGGAAAAGAAAAAGAAUAAGAUUUGGUAGCUUUGGUAAUUCGAU
This is a messenger RNA of Nannochloropsis gaditana CCMP526, 2001 nucleotides long. Its product is annotated as tetracycline resistance protein. The transcript has 7 exons. Bases 18 to 1742 code for a protein of 574 amino acids. The record is from RefSeq and is a predicted model, not a curated record. Gene Ontology annotation, cellular component: membrane. Gene Ontology annotation, biological process: transmembrane transport. Gene Ontology annotation, molecular function: transmembrane transporter activity.